UCCUGGCGCGAUUCAUACCGCUCCACGGGUCCCAGCCGAACCAUCCUCUCUGCCUUGAUGGCAUGAUGCUUGAACUGACCCACCAUAUUGGACUGUACACGUACACGUCGGCGUCAUUUGCGCUAGUAGUGUAGCUGCUUGAUAAUUGGAAGACUUAGGCGAUCCCUGGGCCUCCUCAGCCUCGUCUCUUGCAGCGACCAACGGCGCAUGUCGGGAUCAAAGAACGACGGCCUACCAGCGCGUCCAUACGCAAUCCGCGCAUCCCAUUCCAGGUUCCCCAGAAGAGAUUACUCAUCACGAAGUUGUCGCAUCGAUUUAUUUUCCGCUGGAACACGCUCGACCCUCGGGGUUUCGCAUUCGCUUAACCGUAGGGCUGAGUCGGCUGACACCUCCCGUUCGAGCCUCCCUCAAUUGAGUCCCGAUUGGCUCCCGCGCAGAAUGCCUCCCGAUCGGGAAGCACAGGAGGAUCAGGUACAUCAGUCUGGAACAGGGCGAGUGACGCGAGUCGCAACUAGCAAAGGAACUAAGGUAGAGGAAUGGUGGGCGUUCCCGGGCGGUCCAAAAGUUGCGGGACGUGCAGGAGGAGGAAGAAGGGGAAACCGAUAGUGUGACCGGAAACGCCCUUCUUGCAGCCAGUGUCUCCAGAAGGGGUUCAAGUGCGAUGGCUAUGGCCGCGAGACCAUCUUUCUGAAUACAACAUCAUCGGGAAAGGUUCAGCAGUACCACGUCAAAUGCCC
This is a messenger RNA of Canariomyces notabilis, 737 nucleotides long. RefSeq lists its product as uncharacterized. Lineage: Eukaryota; Fungi; Ascomycota; Sordariomycetes; Sordariales; Chaetomiaceae. Bases 208 to 606 code for a protein of 132 amino acids. The transcript is spliced from 3 exons. The record is from RefSeq and is a predicted model, not a curated record.